AUGGGCAACACACAGUCGUUGUCAUUUGAUGACUACUUCAAUCCGAGGACAUCAUCAGGAGCUGCAUCAAGAGGUGGUGCGGACAUUGAUGAUGAAGACGAUGACGAUGAACAUUGUUCAAAUGUAGCACAUAGACAUCGACGUGGAACAAUAGAUGGCACAUCAUCAUCGUCGUCAAACACAUCAUCAUUGCCAUUGCCCUAUCAACAUAAUCCGACAAUCAUCCGUCCACUUCAUUCAUCGUCGCCAACACCCUCACUUGGCAACAGCAACAACAAUAGCAAUAAUAGUAGUGCCAAUGGAAGCCCUUCAUCACCAAACAGUCGAUCGACAAACGCAAGAAACACCGAGUUGGAGAGUAGGAAGAAGCUGUUCUCGCGACGAAUCAAUGAGGAGUUGGGCAAAGGACGUCCAAAGCUACAGAGCACCAAUCGUCAUAGGCAAACCCCUAUGACGGCCAGCGGUGAUGGUUCAGACUCUGACUCCUCCUCACUCACUCAAAGCGAUUGGAGUAACAACAACAGCGGUGGUCUAUCAGCUUCAUCACAACAAAAGAAGAAAUGGGAGAUGUUUGUUCUCAAGUCAAGGGUACUGAAGGAACUAUUGGCAACAGAGCGAGACUAUGUCAAGUACAUGCACACAAUCCUCAAUAUAUACUUCCAACCUUUGAAGGCUUUGGCAUUGGAGGCCAAGGAGGCCGAACGUCUGGCCGCAGCCAACUCUGCGACAACAUCACCAACUAACACAUCACCAACACCAACAUCGCCGGACACUGUCACACCACCUCCCCCACUAAGCGAUACGGGUGUCACUGGCAAUGUCAAUGGCAAUGGCGGUGUAGAUCAAACAACUGGAGGCGGCAACAUUGGAUUGGAGGCACAACAACAACAACAAGCCUCAAACGAAUCAUCAUUCUUGAAUAAGAGCGCAGUGUCCAUGGCAUCACCGACACCAUCACUUCCAACUCAACCAUCAAAGCGCGAACUUGAACUCCAAAAGGAGUUCAGCUUCAUCAUGGAGACACCAUUGACGCUCGACGAGGUCAAGACCGUGUUCUCACAGAUCGAGGUCAUUCACCUGUACAACAGCCAACUGCUGGCCAAGUUUGAGCAGAGGCUUGGUGGCGAGCUCAACGAGUCGAUACGCAUUGGCGACGUGUUCCUUGACAUUAUCGACUUCCUCAAGGUACCCUACAGCCACUACAUCAUCAACUUCCCCGCCAGUCUCAAGAUCCUCGAAGCGGCGUCCAAGCGACCGUCCUUCAUGUUGUUCAUUCAACAAUGCAAGGUCAAUGAGGCAGUUGCCAACAGGAACCUGCAGUCCUUUGUCAGCAUGCCCAUCCAGCGUAUACCGCGCUACGUGCUACUGCUUCGCGAGCUGCUAAAGUACACACAGGACACCGACGCCGACUAUGCCAACCUGUGCGGCGCGCUCAAGAAGAUGGAGACUAUUGCCGACCUCAUCAACAAACAGAUGCGCGAGGAUGAGCAUUCAAAAGUGGUCAUCCACAUCAGUCAGACGCUGCGACCGUCCAUCGACACACUCGUUCAGCCUCAUCGUCGACUGAUCCGUGAGGGCGAGGGCAAGAUCAUCAAUGCCGAUGGCAACAACCAUGAGGCGCAAUACGGUACGAUCAGGGCAUCGCCCUUCCCAUUCGCCCGAGCUUCCAUACGCUACUUCUAUCUGUUCAACGAUCUGUUCAUCGUCACCAAGCGCAUGAAGGAUCAUUACCGCGUGGACAAGGUGAUCAGUCUAGAGUACAGUACUAUCGUGGACACUUACAAGAAGAACCUUGCUCAGUCGACUGGCGCUGGCGGUGGGGCAGCAACACCAGAGGCACAAUGUAAUACUAGUAUCAACAACAUGGAUGGCAAUGAAGAUGGAAACAACAUUCCAACAUCCCCAACAAGUGGCGAGCGACACUUCUUCAAGCUUCAUACAUUGGAUUGCGCAAUAGUCAUAUGUCUGGGAUCAGAGACGGAGAAGAAUAAUUGGAAGAAUGACUUUAUCAAUGUGAUCAAUCAUGUGACUGACAACACAUUGUUGUUCAAUCCAAAGUGGACAAAGAACAAUUACAUUUACAAUCACAAACUGAAGCAACAACAACCAUCAUCAUCGCCACAACAUCAUGGUCCACCACAAUCAUUCAAAGGCAUCCUAUCCAUGAGUGCCAAGACACCUCCACCAACUCCACCUUCACCAAUAACAUCCACUACUCCUCCUCCUCCAGCGAACAACAACACACCCAAUCCAGAAGACAACAACACACCAUACAAACAACCAAGAAAGUUAAGCAACAAUAGCAACAAUAGUGGUAGUGGCAGUGGUAGUGUAAGCAGCAGUAUAGGUAGCAGCUUCAGUAGUAUCAUCAAUGGUAUGGUAAAUGGACGUCCUGGAUCAGGACUGUCCAGCACCGAUUCCAUCGACCUCAGCGAGGACGAAGAGUUCAAAGUGCCCAAUGUCUCAACACGAUCCAGUUCCAGCUCCGUUUCCUCCUCGACCUCAACAUCCACUGGCCUGUAA
Messenger RNA from Acytostelium subglobosum LB1, 2523 nucleotides. RefSeq lists its product as hypothetical. Bases 1 to 2523 code for a protein of 840 amino acids. The transcript is spliced from 4 exons. The record is from RefSeq and is a predicted model, not a curated record. Gene Ontology annotation, molecular function: guanyl-nucleotide exchange factor activity. Lineage: Eukaryota; Evosea; Eumycetozoa; Acytosteliales; Acytosteliaceae.